This is a messenger RNA of Linnemannia hyalina, 336 nucleotides long. NCBI's taxonomy places the organism in Eukaryota, Fungi, Mortierellomycota, Mortierellomycetes, Mortierellales, Mortierellaceae. The record is from the annotation of a GenBank genome assembly.
AUGCUGAUUAAAGUCACCAUUCUGACAGACAGGGCGGCAUUGCCUGAGGCCGAUGACGGCGUGCUCAAGAUUGAAGAUGAAGAAUCGUUCCACGCCAACCCAUUCUACACCUGCGAGACGACUGAUCUGGGAAAGACGAUUGAGCAGUUUGCGAUUAACGAGCAGUGGCAGCCAGUACAGGAUGACAACGAUCCCCGGUUUCGCGUGUUUGACGAACCUCCAGGCACCCCACGUCCGCCAUGGUUGCCAGAAUUCAUGGUCUAUGCGCGUAAGCGGCGGUCUAACUACAAGAAGGCGGUCAGCGAAGGCAGAUGGAACCUCCGCUGCGAGAUCUAG